CAGAUAACAGACUUCUCCAACAAUGUGGAGAAAGUGCAGAACGCCAGCCGCUCGUCCGGUGUAAACAGCGGCUCCUCACGGCGGGUGACGGGCCCUUUACCUGGACCAGGACACCGGGAGACCGGGAGACCAGCCCUCCUCUCACAUCCACUCUGGUCGUUUCAGUGAUGCGAAAGCGGACCAGCUCCCUGACCGCCGAGCAUGACAGCGUCCCCCCCGCCGCCCCGGAGGAUAGCGACCCGGCUGUGAAGCGCUGCCCCCCGCAGGGAAAGGCGGGACACGGUGCGCCGCAGGGCACCGACCCGGAAAAGAGGAUGGCCAAGUCGUUCAAGAGGCUAGGUUUGGCAGGCAAAGUGAAGAGGAUUCUGAUGUGGAUUCUUCUGGUGUACUUCUGUAUCCCUGUCCUGGUGAAGCUCUGCCCCUCCAUCCAGGCCAAACUAGUAUUCCUCAACUUCGUGAGGCUGCCAUACUUCAUAGACCUGAAGAGACCAUCAGACCAUGGUCUGAACCACACAGUCAACUACUACCUGGAGCCAGAGAGCGGCUUCAAGAUAGGAGUCUGGCACACGGUGCCCGCCCAGAUGUGGGCGGAGGCUCAGGGUAAAGACAGAGACUGGUACGAUGCAGCGCUGCUCUCACCUCACCCUGUCAUCCUCUAUCUCCAUGGCAACGCAGGGACCAGGGGGGGUGACCACAGAGUACAGCUGUACAAGGUGCUCAGUUCAUUUGGCUACCAUGUGGUCACAUUUGACUACCGAGGCUGGGGGGACUCCGACGGCAGCCCCUCCGAGGGGGGCAUGACCGCCGACUCUCUGUUCAUGUACCAUCGGCUCAAACGCGCCGUCGCCAACAAGCCCCUCUACGUCUGGGGCCACUCGCUGGGGACCGGAGUGGCCACCAACCUGGUGAGAAGACUCAGUGACACAGGAAGUCCUCCAGACGCUCUGGUCCUGGAGUCCCCGUUCACCAACAUCAGAGAGGAAGCUAGAAGCCACCCCUUCUCUAUGGUCUACCGGUACCUACCUGGCUUCGAUUGGUUCUUCUUAGACGCCAUCUCCGCCAACGACAUCCGCUUCGCCAGCGAUGAGAAUGUGAACCACAUCUCGUGUCCGGUGCUGAUCCUUCAUGCUGAGGACGACAGCGUGGUUCCCUUCCACCUGGGGAGGAAGCUGUACGCGUCGGCGGCUCGCUCCAAGAGUCUGAGCGGCCACAAGGUGCAGUUCAUCCCGUUCCAAGCCUCGCUGGGCUACAAGCACAAGUUCAUCUACAGGAGCCCCGAGCUGCCCCACAUCCUCAGUGACUUCUUUGGAGCCGUGCAUCCAAACACACAAUGAGGACCUCCGCAGCAUGGAACACACACACACACACGUACACACACACACACACACACACACACACUUAAGCACACAUGCACACACUGAAUCACACACGAACACACUUAAACACACAUUCACACCAGAUCUCUGUGGGUGUGUGUCUCUGAAAGGACGACAGAAUGUUAAUUCCGGAAUUUAGAAUUCACACACACAUGCACACAUGCACAUGCACAUGCACACACACACACACCUACACCCAAAAAGGAAGUGACUCUAAUGUUGAUGGUUGCCAUGGAGGCACGGUGCACACGAUUGGUCAGACCUUUGACGACGAGCCUUCCAUCCCGUGUGCCUCCUGCUCUCUGAUUGGUUUGUUUUGAGUGACACACCUAAUUCUGAUUUAGCGUUUGACUGAAAUGUUCUAAGGUAUUGAUCACCAAUGUAUGAGAGUACCUUGUGUUGUAUUUUAGAAAGCUUUAUUGUUCCGUAUCGGGAACAAUCAGGGAACCAUUUUAAACGUUUCAUCACUCAGCCCCGCCAUGUAGUGACAUCACGUCUGAGGAUCACUAACCCCCAUCGUGUAGUGACAUCACGUCUGAGGAUCAUGAACCCCCAUCAUGUAGUGACAUCACGUCUGAGGAUCACUAACCCCCAUCAUGUAGUGACAUCACGUCUGAGGAUCACUAACCCCCAUCGUGUAGUGACAUCACGUCUGAGGAUCACUAAACCCCAUCAUAUAGUGACAUCACGUCUGAGGAUCACUAACCCCCAUCGUGUAGUGACAUCACGUCUGAGGAUCACUAACCCCCAUCGUGUAGUGACAUCACGUCUGAGGAUCAUGAACCCCCAUCUUGUAGUGACAUCACGUCUGAGGAUCACUAACCCCCAUCAUGUAGUGACAUCACGUCUGAGGAUCACUAACCUCCGUCAUGUAGUGACAUCACAUCCGAGGAUCACUAACCCCUGUCAUGUAGUGACAUCAGGUCUGAGGAUCACUAACCCCCGUCAUAUAGUCUGGGGGUCUAAAGGGUCUUGCUGGUCCCAACAGAACCAGUAUGAAGAGUGGACUCAGACCAUCUCAAUAUGAAGCCAGUGUAAUCGCUCUCCCAUGAUUGGUCGUGGGUUUGUGAGGCGACCAAUCAGUACCGUACCUUUUUGAUUAUUCCGCUUUUAGGUUUAGAAGACCAAUCACGAGCAUUGCUGUAGAGCUGGACAUUUGCAUAUCUAAAUGAGGUGCGGUAGUUGUUGAGACUGAGAAGCAGAUAAAAACUGGACUGGAUCUGGUGUGUAACUGGAAUGCAGAUCUGGUUUAGGAUCAUUAGGAGAUGGUGUCCAGGUCCUGGUCAGAACCGGAUCCAGUCCUUAGACCUCUGGAUACCAUGGACAGGAGAGAUUGUGUUUGCCCUAUCAGAUCAGUCGACCUCUGGAAGCCUCAUUUAGGUCAGUUAUUGAAAUGAAAUAAAGUGUAAAGGCUC
Messenger RNA from Gadus morhua (Atlantic cod), 2791 nucleotides. RefSeq names its product abhydrolase domain containing 12, lysophospholipase (gene abhd12). Lineage: Eukaryota; Metazoa; Chordata; Actinopteri; Gadiformes; Gadidae. Gene Ontology annotation, cellular component: endoplasmic reticulum membrane. Gene Ontology annotation, biological process: phosphatidylserine catabolic process; monoacylglycerol catabolic process. Gene Ontology annotation, molecular function: phosphatidylcholine lysophospholipase A1 activity; monoacylglycerol lipase activity. The record is from RefSeq and is a predicted model, not a curated record. The transcript has 13 exons. The coding region runs from base 168 to 1334 and encodes 388 amino acids.